CGUGUUGCAACCAUGUAUCAUACGAACGUCACGAGCCUCGCUUUCCAUCUCGACUCAUCUUUACUGCGCCAACGGCCUCGACUGCAGCAACCUGUCGUCCAGUCCUCCCUAAACAAUGUGCGCCUCGUGUCGUCGUCGACCACGUCCGAAAGCUACCACAUCUGGGAGGGCAGCGCCCAGUCUUGCACCUUCCCGUCCGGCGUCACGUUCCACUGGAAUAUCCUGAGCAACGCCCAAUCUCAGCCCAACUACUCCUCUGUCGGGUACAUCUUCCAGCCAUUCCUCCGCGCUACAGGUUAA
This is a messenger RNA of Thermothielavioides terrestris NRRL 8126, 300 nucleotides long. RefSeq lists its product as uncharacterized. The record is from RefSeq and is a predicted model, not a curated record. The annotation marks the transcript as partial. The transcript has 2 exons. Lineage: Eukaryota; Fungi; Ascomycota; Sordariomycetes; Sordariales; Chaetomiaceae.